Messenger RNA from Colletotrichum karsti, 4119 nucleotides. Its product is annotated as chromo domain-containing protein. NCBI's taxonomy places the organism in Eukaryota, Fungi, Ascomycota, Sordariomycetes, Glomerellales, Glomerellaceae. Bases 1 to 4119 code for a protein of 1372 amino acids. The transcript has a single exon. The record is from RefSeq and is a predicted model, not a curated record.
AUGGGAACUCCGGGCUUAUUCGUCAGCGAGGGCUCCUCCCCUCCGCCUCCGCGACAUGAUCCCGGCCAAAAGGAGGAUGACGAAUUAUCUAUCAACUCUUCGCUAGCUUCCCAACACGACUCGGACGAGGAGUGGUCCGUGGAAACCAUACAUUAUGAGACAUUCGAUGAUGGACGGAACUUUUACCUGGUCGAAUGGACUGGGUAUCCCCUUGAGGAAGCUACGUGGGAGCCAGAGGAGAACGUGUCGGGUGAGCUGUUGGAAGAAUGGAGGGCCAAGCAACAGAAAAUAGCCCGAGGCGAAGAGGAAAUUUUCAACGUCGCAGCCUGGCAGGAGUUCGUUGAAAAGCGUGCCGAGGAACGUCGCAAACGACACCGGGAGCGCAACUUCGAGCGCAAACGGCGCGGCCUAGAACUUUCUCUCUGGGAAGGGGAGUCUAAGGAGGAGUACUACUCCAGCGACGAGGAAGUUGCUCAGGAUGAUUUCAACGACAUAUUGCCGCCACCGAAACCCACCGGACGGCAGAUUGAUGCAAUCCCAUCCAUUGAGGAUCAGCCCAAGCAGCCGCUCGGGCAAUCGACCGCGGGGAAGACCGCUCAGCCUCGCAAACGGGCCUCGUCGGGAGAAAAGUCCAAGUCACCGACCAAAUCAAAAUCGCCUGCUUUAGCGGUACCGCCACGCCUGCAACCUAAAUCGGCUGCAUCCACCUCGACCGGGUAUCAAGGUACUGCAAGGAGGCCUACGGUCGUGAAACCCGCCAACAAGCCAAACACAACCCGGACGACUCUCGCUUCGAAAUUCUCCCGACCUACUCGAACAGCGAAGAAGACCCAAACGGGCGCGAGGACGAUGGUCAAAUCUACGGGCAACGUCUUCACCAGCGGCAAACCUAUCCGAACCCGUGCUCGAUUGAAUGAUAACGCGGCAGACACCUCCCAAACUCCGCGCACCUUCUCGAAUCACCGUCUGAAAAGGAAGGCUGAAUUGCAGGGCCGGGACAAAGCUGAUCAAGCGCCUGCCACUCUUCCGACCACGCUGUUCAGCAUCAGUAGCGGCCCUCCCGCAACUGCUUCCUCCACGCACUGUCCUCCUGCCACCGGCUCGCCCGCGGCUGGUUCUCCCGCAACCGCCUCUCCAGUUGCGGACUCUCCUGGGAAGGGUCUCCCCCUCGCCGGGAGCACCAGUGCGACUCCGGGGCCUCGGUCGGUGUUAAAGCAUUCAAUAGACACCCUGACAACGAGGUCAGCCAGCAACUCCAGCGUCGCAGCUCCCGAGGGAACCGGUUCGACACUCCAACGGCCAUUGCCAAAGAAGAGGAAAUCUGUUCAAUUCGUGUUCGAUGAUCCCUUUGUCGAAGAGCCGGAAGCCAUGGAUGUGGACGACCAAAGUCAAGAUCGUUGGCAGAGACCAAGAGCUCCUACGCCACCUCCAAGCUCUCGAGAAAACGAUGAUAUUCGAAAGCCGCAGCCUAUUCUUCGCAAAUUGUCAAUCCAACAAUAUCAACACAAGGCUGUCGGGCGAAAUGUCGACAUGAGUAUUGUUAUGGGUGGAAGCAAGGCCGUCGAGGUGACAUUCGAGAGUGUGAAAAACGAGUCCGAGCAGUGGCACUCCCAUUUCAUCAAUCAAACGGUCUUGCAUUUCGCCAGGAAUUGUCAUGGCCCAACCUUCGCUAAGCAACGGGAUGCCGUUGUUGAACGUGUUCUAUGUCACGGCAGUCUGAAAGCAAAGUCUUCAACGGAUGAGUACGCCAUGGAAUGUGCCGCUGGACGACUCCUGCUUGGGUCCUUUGGCGCCGCCUACUUUCAUGAUGAAUUUUCAAUCAUCAUCUAUGCCGGGGCCUGUGAAGCCUGGAAAAGCGUCUUCACCGAAGUGGACGCUUCAAGUCCGUCACUUGCAACCCUGAAGUACGUCAUAUACAAGCCAAGUCCCGUUGCCACCAAACCUCUGCCGGAACGUAAAGCAACAGCGUCAAAGCUCGCAGACGGACGUGGCCCAAUAUUCCAAGAUUUGCUACGCAUCGAUUACCACAGUCUUAUGCCACCCGGCCUCAAGGACACGCGGCACAACUUCUAUCUGGCGUUUCCUCCAUCUCGAAAGCAAUUGCUCGACGCUAUCAGCGAGUGGCUACAUCUCCAAAAUCCACAUUGUAAGGUCUUUUCGACCAAAACAGCUGGUGACUGGAGGGCCUUUACCAACCCCAAAAUCGUGGAGACUGGCGUCAUCAUUGUUCACGAGACAUCCACUGAAUCUCUGAGGCAAUUUCCCGAGUUGCUGAGAUUGCUCUCGUCGAAGAACAGCUCUGCUUGGUUAUUCUGGUGCAUCGGCGAGUCACUCCAGAAGCAUCCGCUUUUCCCUUCCAUCCGUUCCUUUCACGAUACGGCCACGCCAGGCUCAUUCGAGCUGACAAGGCUAUUCCCGCAUGGCAACGCGGUCCUUCUUACUCCGAGUUUCCUUAUAGCUGAACCGCUUCGUGCUUUUCAACUUCUCAACUGGUAUAAACGGAUGCAGCGGAAGCCCGCCAGCCCGAAAAUUGUAGCCGCAGCUGGUCUUUCUCAAUUUCUCCGGGAUCUCGCUAUCGACAAAGCCGAUCAACGUAAGAGAUUGCUAGCUAGAGGCGGCAAUGAAGACGAAGCACGAAAGGAGAAGCUCAGUCAGGUGGAUUGUAUGACCCGUUUCGAUACGUCGGCCACUGUGGAUAGCAUGCAAAUGUCAUUCAUGGAUUGCUUGCUGCCUGAUGAACAGCUUGCCCCCAUCAUCUAUGCCGACGCAUGCAUUGAUGCGAAUGACGAGCAAAGUUUGGUCAAUUGGUUCGGCUGUUGGACGCAGACUCGACUCGACCAGUUCCGCAAGUUCAGCGUUCUAGGGACAGAGGGUAGCACCGAGAUCCGUCAAACGAUCAAGUAUGAAGACCUUCCGCGCUAUACGCCUGGAACAGAACGCGACCAUGCCGCAGAGAUCGACUUCGGCUCAAAACCAGAGACGGCGGAUGGAGGCCCCAAGACCGCUGACAUGGUUUUGCCUGGCGGAACCAAGAAACUGGUUGGCACAAGUGCUAUUCAAAUCAGAGACUUUCUGUUUCCUCUUGCUAGGACUAUAGCCAACACAAACCCUGUCAUAUUUCCCUCGCUCUUUGCAAAUCCAGUCUCUUACUACAGAGAUAUCGAAGCAACGGCCGACGCUAUGGGGGACUUUCGCAGAGAAAUGGCCACAUAUCAACAAUGGCUGAGGUUUACAUGGCCGUUCUUUGCCCGAUACAACCCCCCACACAUACCGGACAACAUACCAAGAGGCAACGCACCUCAUAUAUAUAACUGUUACUUCGCGUUCUUCUAUACUCCCCAGGGCUAUGUGGCCUCCGAAAACAAAUGGCAGGGGCGUCGUCCGUGGGCUGCAGUCUAUCGACCGGAACAUCCGCAUGAAAGGCCGUGGGAAUCGACAGAGCUUAUCAUAUGGGAUUGUGCGACCAGUGAUCGAUUCGCGGGCGAACGCGAGAUUCUCCUUUCACAACUUAACGAAGCUCAACAGCAAUUGAUUGAGUUCGUGGAGGACCACGGCCAAGAGAAAAACGCCAAACUUCCCCUCAACCGUGUCUGGCUGGGAGGGUUUCUUCCAACAGCAGAAACCUUGCCGUUCGAUGCCACUAUGGAAGCCCUGGAGGCUAUGGUAAAGAAACCGUUGGAAAAUGUCCCGGUGUCAGACACCGAGCUACUGGCCAAAGGUUUCCGUCCGGUGAUACUUCCGACUCACGUUACCCCGAGCACCAGCUCCCCGGACAACAUGUCCAUUGACCUCGCCGACGAUCUGUUCGCCGACGAGGAUGAUCUCGACAGUAAAAUCAUCUUCCACCCGCCUCGGAGCCCCAGGCCGAUUCAUAAAAGCCGGUGCGAGAACCUGCUCUUCAAGUGGGUCAAGCAGACCAGGAAAGGCUCGAGCCAUUCGGUGCUCACGUACUCCUUCACGCCUACCACGGAAUGGUACAAAAGGCAGCAAGUGGCGGAGAAUCGUAACUUCGAGCACAUCUACGUUGGGCCUUGGCCGCGCGUAUGGGAGAUGUUGAGAGUUCCUCACGGUACUCCAAUGACGAGUCAAGAAGAGAGAGAGAAGAGCAGAAACACCUGA